Messenger RNA from Closterium sp. NIES-67, 725 nucleotides. The record is from the annotation of a GenBank genome assembly. NCBI's taxonomy places the organism in Eukaryota, Viridiplantae, Streptophyta, Zygnematophyceae, Desmidiales, Closteriaceae.
CAUGCUGCUGCUCAUGCUGCUGGUCAUGCUGCUGGUCAUGCUGCUGGUCAUGCUGCUGGUCAUGCUGCUGCUCAUGCUGCUGCUCAUGCUGCUGGUCAUGCUGCUGGUCAUGCUGCUGGUCAUGCUGCUGCUCAUGCUGCUGCUCAUGCUGCUGCUCAUGCUGCUGCUCAUGCUGCUGGUCAUGCUGCUGGUCAUGCUGCUGCUCAUGCUGCUGGUCAUGCUGCUGCUCAUGCUGCUGCUCAUGCUGCUGGUCACGGUGCUGCUCAUGCUGCUGGUCAUGCUGCUGGUCACGGUGCUGGUCAUGCUGCUGGUCAUGCUGCUGGUCAUGCUGCUGGUCACGGUGCUGGUCAUGCUGCUGCUCAUGCUGCUGGUCAUGCUGCUGCUCAUGCUGCUGGUCAUGCUGCUGGUCACGGUGCUGGUCAUGGCAUGACCUUCCUUUUCUAUGGCGUCUGUGGGUUCUGCCUCGCUGGGCCCGGCCUGCUUCCCCUGCACGCCCCCCUGGGUAUCUCCAAGCGAGCGGCUGAGUGCUUUGGAGCAAGGCACUAGUGUCAGUAGUACUGUGCAUGGCAUAUUUGUAGUACCCUAGCCUCCACUCCGCUCUUUUGAUGGGGGGCGCACAGGUGUAAGUAAGUUCCCACGGAUCAAUCGUUACUCAUUAGAGGAAGAGCUGCAGCAUGGUGUUACUCCCGUUAUCGGCAUAAGGAUCAAUCUUGUAAGCACAGAAU